GUUCUCAACGACGAUCGUCACACCGCGCAAGGGUUUCAACCCUGGGGCGAAAGGAUAACAGUAGCGCCGCGAUGGUGGACUAUUACAGAGUCCUCGAGGUACCACGCGGCGCUGCCACUGCCGAGAUCAAGAAAGCCUAUCGUAAACUAGCGUUAAAAUGGCAUCCAGACAAAAACCAGGAGAAUCAGGAGGAAGCAACCAAGCGAUUCAAAGAAAUAUCUGAAGCGUAUGAAGUCCUCUCAGACGAGAAAAAGCGUCGUGUAUAUGAUCAAUACGGCAAAGAAGGCUUGAUCAAUGGCGGUUCAACCCGACGCAGUCGACACACCGAGGACGACCUGGACUACGGCUUUGGUUUCUUUUCGUUCAGAGAUCCCGAGGAUGUUUUUAGGGAGUUCUUUGGGGGUUCGCCAUUUGCUGACUUUUUUGGUAUUUCAAUCUCUGCAAAUCUAACUUCCGCUGGGAGUCACAGUCAUCGCGACAGAAGACGUAACAGGAACUCACACCCUUCAACUGCUAUAAUCACAUCUUUUAGCCCAUUUGGCAUUGGAUUGGGUGCUAACAUUAUGGACGACUUCUUUAAUGUACCCAGCACUGGUGGUUUCACUUCAUUCAGCAGUUUCAAUGGCAGCUUCACAAAUGGUGCUAACGGUGCCGCCAAUGUGAACAUGAAGCGCAUGUCUACAUCAACAAAAUUCAUCAAUGGGAAGAAGAUUACCACCAAAAAAGUAUUCGAAAAUGGUAAAGAAACCAUAAUGUCGUAUGAAAACGACGAACUCAAGUCAAAGACUGUCAACGGCGUCGCCCAGAGCAUAGCGUACAGUUAAAUAUCUAACUAAUUUACAGGAAAGAUGCUGCGUAUUUUAUUAAAUUUUAUUGAUGGGCAACCAGUCAAUUAUGAUUGGUGAGUUUCAUAAGCGUGGUUCAUAAAAUCAAAUUAACUCUUUCGCUCACAUUUGCUGGAAAAAUACAUUAUAAACAUUUUUUCUUAUAAUUUUGUUUAUUGCGUACGAGUUAACGAAUUUGCUAUUCCUUACCGAGAUAUGCACAUUGUGUGUAUGGAUACGAGGAUACGAGUGUGAGAAAUUAUUAAACCAAUACGCUUUCAAUUAUUUAUUUGAAUACCGGUAUUGUUUGCUUUAAUUCUUAAAGUACGACUAUUGUUUAAUGUUUAAAAACUCGUUUAUUGAAGACUGGUUCGUUCGUCCACCUCACCCUAGUUACUGUCUAGCAAAUCUUUGCUCAAAGCUAUUUGUCACUUCUAGCAGGUGAAUCUUAAGAUUAGAUAGGUAUGUUUUUUCUCGAAUACGCGUGUGCCGUGAUUUGCGGAUCGUAGCAAAUAAACGAGCAUUGACAAAGUGAGUUUUACAUGAUAUCCAAAUAUUGAAUUUAUAAGAUUUAAAGCGGAUAUGACAUUGUGCGAAUCGCGUAUUGAUGUUAUCCAGCAACGCUCUUUUAUUUGCCAUACAGAUGUUUAUCUUAAGCUUGCUGCAAGAUUAACUUUAAUCAUGAUAACACUUCACUAGCACUUCACUAAAUUGACUAGGCGAGAAAAAAAUGGAAGGAGCGCUCUGCACACUGUUAAAGUGACCAGGAUGUAAGAGUGUGAAGUGGAUAUGUUGCGAGAUAGAUUUCACCACAUAAAAUAAGUUUAAGUUAGUUUGUAACCGAAUGAAUGCACUUAAAUGUUAAAUGUAAAUUAAUGGUAACAAAGAUGAGUUAUUAGACGGAAGUACGUGAAUCAUGCGUUUGUAGCAUGACAAUUGACGAUUUAGGGUAAAACUGUACAGUGAAAUAUUAUUGUAAUGAAAAAUAUAAACCGUGAAAAAUG
Messenger RNA from Dalotia coriaria, 1828 nucleotides. Its product is annotated as dnaJ homolog subfamily B member 6-like. The record is from RefSeq and is a predicted model, not a curated record. Lineage: Eukaryota; Metazoa; Arthropoda; Insecta; Coleoptera; Staphylinidae. Gene Ontology annotation, molecular function: Hsp70 protein binding.